Messenger RNA from Spodoptera frugiperda (fall armyworm), 1500 nucleotides. Its product is annotated as facilitated trehalose transporter Tret1-like. The transcript is spliced from 3 exons. Gene Ontology annotation, cellular component: membrane. Gene Ontology annotation, molecular function: transmembrane transporter activity. Gene Ontology annotation, biological process: transmembrane transport. NCBI's taxonomy places the organism in Eukaryota, Metazoa, Arthropoda, Insecta, Lepidoptera, Noctuidae. The record is from RefSeq and is a predicted model, not a curated record. Bases 45 to 1484 code for a protein of 479 amino acids.
AGAAUAGUUUUCGUGUUUUAAAGUGAAGAGAAAGGUUAAACAGGAUGGUCUUCUCACCUUUUGUGAAACAGAUGUUUGUGGCCACAACAACACAACUCGUUGCAGUGUCCAUGGGCGCAUCAUUAGGCUACCCUGUCGUCUUGAUACAGCAAUUCCAAUCUUAUGAGACCAACAUAAAGACUGAUUUAGAUACUAUCACCUGGAUUGCAUCAAUGCAUGGAGUAGCCGGUAUCGGAGCCACGCUAAUGCCAACCUUAAUGCAAUGGAAAGGAAGAAAAUAUACAUUCAUUGGAAGCACUCUACUUCUUCUACUAGGCUGGUUACUAGCAUUCGUAGCACAAGACACUUUAACCGUUCUUCUCUCAGCAAUAUUCCACGGACUAUCAAGCAACUGCAUUACAAUUGUGAACCUUGUGACCGUCAGUGAAAUGCUGGCUCCUAGAUACAGGUCAGCUUCAAUGGUUCUAUUAAACAUCAAUCAAACUAUCGGUCAGGUCAUUGUUGCUGCAUUAGGGUCUAUUUUCAAUUGGCAGAUUGUCGCUUUGAUUAUGUGUGGGCCAGCUGUAGUUGCGUUGUUAAUGUCUUUUCUAUGGCCCGAGUCACCUUCUUGGUUGGCGUUUAAAGGGAGAUUUGAAGAGAGUGAGAAAGCUUUUGUUUGGUUGAGAGGCAGCAAUGAUGACGCAAAUAAAGAAUUGAAAGCAAUGUUAGCAGCUCAGAAGGAAUCGAGAGUAAAAGUUUCAAAGAAGACUAAAUUACAAGAAGCAUGGACAGCAAUGAAGAGAAGAGAUUUCUAUAUACCAAGCCUUUACAUGUUUUUGAUUUUACUCAAUUUCUAUAUCAGUGGCGCCUUGCCUUUAUUUAUUUAUAGCAAAGAUAUCUUAGAAAUGGCAACGGGAGCUUCAGAAAUAGCUGUUUUCGGUUACUUAGUAAUGGUGUCAACGUUGUUCAUUGGAUCAUUGAUCUCUUUAAUACUGAUAAGAUAUUUUAAGACCAAAACUGUGUUAUCUUGCUGCGUAGGUUGUAUUUUGAGCUUAUUCUCCUGUUCUUUAGUGUCAUAUUUGCAAAGCAAUGGGAUUGUAAGGCGUGAUUCGUAUUUGUUUCUUUAUCCAUAUUUAGGUUAUAUGGUGUUUAAUAAUUCUGGUUUUAAUCCUAUUACUUUUGCUUUGCCUAUAGAUUUGAUGCCUGUUAAGCAUAGGGGUAUGGGCGGCGCAUUAUUUAAUGUGUUAACCUGUUUAUUGUACGUAGUUACAGUGAAACCAUUUCUCUAUAUAGUUGCAAGUUUUAGUUUAUCAGGAACCUUAUUUUUCUUUGCUACGUCUUGUCUGUUAUGCACUGUCUUAAUUUGGAUUUAUGUACCAGAAACUAAGGGUAGGACUUUGCAAGAGAUAGAAGAUUAUUAUAAUUAUGGGUCGUUUGAUAGAUUUAGGUUUACUGAUGAUGUUGAAGUUAAGAUGCCUAUUGUUAAAGGUGAUGUGGUGGAGUAGAUGAAUGACUGUUAAA